AUGGAAUACUUGCCUUCAUCAGAUGCAUCAGUUGUCGGCUGUGGUGGCCCGGAGGUCGACUGUGGUGCCUCUGAGGUAGACUGUUGUGCCCCGGAGGUCGACUGUGGUGCCCCAGAGUUCGGUUCUGGUGCCCCGGAGGUCGACUGUGGUGACCCUGAGGUCGACUGUUGUGCCCCAGAGGUCGACUGUGGUGCCCCGGAGGUCGGUUGUGGUGCCCCGGAGGUCGACUGUGGUGACCCUGAGGUCGACUGUUGUGCCCCAGAGGUCGACUGUGGUGAUCCUGUGGUCGACUGUUGUGCCCCUGAGGUCGACUGUGAUGCCCCGGAGGUAGACUGUUGUGCCCGGGAGGACGACUGUGGUGCACCGGAGUUCGGUUCUGGUGCCCCUGAGGUCGACUGUGGUGACCCUGAGGUCGACUGUUGUGCCCUUGAGGUCGACUGUGGUGUCCCGGAGGUCGAUUGUGGUGCCCCGGAGGUCGACUGUGGUGACCCUGAGGUCGACUGUUGUGCCCUUGAGGUCGACUGUGGUGUCCCGGAGGUCGGUUGUGGUGCCCCGGAGGUCGACUGUGGUGCCCCUGAUGUCGACUGUGGUUCCCCUAAGGUCGACUGCGGUGCCCCAGAGGUCGACAGUAGUGCCCCUGAGGUUGACUGUGGUGCCCCUGAGGUCGACUGUGGUGCCCCUGAAGUUGACUGUGGUGCACUUGAGGUCGGCAGUGAUGCCCCUGAGGUGCGCAGUGAUGCCCCUGAGGUCGACUGUGGUGCCCCUGAGGUCGACUUUGGUGCCCCUGAGGUCGACUGUGGUGCCCCUGAGGUCGGCAGUGAUGCCCCUGAGGUCGACUGUGGUGCCCCUGAUGUCGACUGUGGUGCCCCUGAUGUCGACUGUGUUGCCCCUGAGGUCGACUCUGGUGCCCCGGAGGUCGGUUCUGGUGCCCCGGAGCUGGCCUUUGGUGCUGCAGAAGUCGGCUGUGGUGCCCCUGUAGUCGACUGUUGUGCCCCUGAUGUCGACUGUGUUGCCCCUGAGGUCGACUCUGGUGCCCCGGAGGUCGGUUGUGGUGCCCCGGAGCUGGUCUCUGGUGCUGCAGAAGUCGGCUGUGGUGGUCCUUGGGUCGACUGUGGUGCCCCUGAAGUCGACUGUGGUGCCUCUGAGGUCGACUGUGGUGCCCCUGAAGUUGACUGUGGUGCACUUGAGGUCGGCAGUGAUGCCCCUGAGGUGCGCAGUGAUGCCCCUGAGGUCGACUGUGGUGCCCCUGAGGUCGACUUUGGUGCCCCUGAGGUUGACUGUGGUGCCCCUGAGGUCGGCAGUGAUGCCCCUGAGGUCGACUGUGGUGCCCCUGAUGUCGACUGUGGUGCCCCUGAUGUCGACUGUGUUGCCCCUGAGGUCGACUCUGGUGCCCCGGAGGUCGGUUCUGGUGCCCCGGAGCUGGCCUUUGGUGCUGCAGAAGUCGGCUGUGGUGCCCCUGUAGUCGACUGUGGUGCCCCUGAUGUCGACUGUGUUGCCCCUGAGGUCGACUCUGGUGCCCCGGAGGUCGGUUGUGGUGCCCCGGAGCUGGUCUCUGGUGCUGCAGAAGUCGGCUGUGGUGGUCCUUGGGUCGACUGUGGUGCCCCUGAAGUCGACUGUGGUGCCCCUGAGGUCGACUGUGGUUGUGGUGCCCCGGAGCUGGUCUCUGGUGCUGCAGAAUUCCGCUGUGGUGGUCCUUGGGUCGACUGUGGUGCCCCUGAGGUCGACUCUGGUGCCUCUGAGAUCGGUUCUGGUACCCCUGAGGUCGACUCUGGUGCCCCUGAGGUCGACUCUGGUGCCCCGGAGGUUCCUCAGUGGUAG
Messenger RNA from Mya arenaria, 1818 nucleotides. Its product is annotated as neuroblast differentiation-associated protein AHNAK-like. Gene Ontology annotation, cellular component: cytoplasm; nucleus. Bases 1 to 1818 code for a protein of 605 amino acids. Lineage: Eukaryota; Metazoa; Mollusca; Bivalvia; Myida; Myidae. The record is from RefSeq and is a predicted model, not a curated record. The transcript has 2 exons. Gene Ontology annotation, biological process: regulation of RNA splicing.